This is a messenger RNA of Castor canadensis (American beaver), 966 nucleotides long. It is a transcript of the gene Slc22a3, whose product is annotated as solute carrier family 22 member 3. Gene Ontology annotation, biological process: transmembrane transport. Lineage: Eukaryota; Metazoa; Chordata; Mammalia; Rodentia; Castoridae. Gene Ontology annotation, cellular component: membrane. Gene Ontology annotation, molecular function: transmembrane transporter activity. The record is from RefSeq and is a predicted model, not a curated record.
CGGCCGGGGCGCACCAUGCAGUCUUUUGAUCAGGCGCUGCGCAGGGCCGGCGAGUUCGGGCGCUUCCAGCGGCGCGUGUUCCUGCUGCUGUGCCUGACGGGCGUCACCUUCGCCUUCCUCUUCGUCGGCGUGGUCUUCCUGGGUAGCCAGCCCGACCACUACUGGUGUCGCGGGCCGAGCGCCGCCGCGCUGGCCGAGCGCUGCGCCUGGAGCCCCGAGGAGGAGUGGAACCGCACGGCGCCCGCCCGCCGCGGCCACGGUCACUGCCAGCGCUACCUCCUGGAGGCGGCCAACGCCAGCGCCGCCGCGGCCCUCAGUUGCGCAGACCCGCUCGCCGCCUUCCCCAAUCGCUCCGCGCCCCUCGUGCCCUGCAGCGGCGGCUGGCGCUAUGUCCAGACCCACGCCACCAUCGUCAGCGAGUUUGAUCUUGUCUGUGUCAACGCAUGGAUGUUGGACCUCACUCAAGCCAUCUUAAACUUGGGCUUCCUUGCUGGGGCGUUCACCUUGGGCUAUGCAGCAGACAGGUAUGGCAGGAUAGUCAUUUACUUAAUAUCCUGUUUUGGUGUUGGCGUCACUGGUGUCGUGGUGGCAUUUGCACCAAAUUUCCCUGUGUUUGUGAUCUUCCGCUUCCUGCAAGGUGUGUUUGGAAAGGGAACGUGGAUGACAUGCUUCGUGAUUGUGACAGAAAUCGUAGGUUCAAAACAAAGGAGAAUUGUAGGGAUAGUGAUCCAAAUGUUCUUCACGCUCGGCAUCAUAAUUCUCCCUGGAAUCGCCUACUUCAUCCCCAAUUGGCAAGGGAUACAGCUCGCCAUAACGCUGCCCAACUUUCUCUUCCUCCUUUACUACUGGGUGGUUCCUGAAUCUCCCCGCUGGCUGAUUACUCGGAAGCAAGGGGACAAAGCAUUGCAAAUUCUGAGGCGAAUUGCAAAAUGCAACGGGAAGUAUCUUUCGCCAAAUUACUCAGAG